Molecule: messenger RNA, 600 nt
Organism: Adineta steineri
Lineage: Eukaryota; Metazoa; Rotifera; Eurotatoria; Adinetida; Adinetidae
Source: the annotation of a GenBank genome assembly
AUGUAUCGAUCACGUCGGCCAUAUGGUUAUAGACGACGUUAUCCAUACUUAGGUCAAGAUCGACGACAAUUACCUUUUAAAGAAAUAUUUUGGCGUCUAUCAUGGCCAUAUUUAUAUACAUUAGUAUUAGCAUCAUUGAUGAUUUUAUCAACUAUAAUCAUAUUUAUUCUUGAGAUUAUUAAUUUUUUAAAUAAUGAUAGAUUGAAUAAUCUAUCUAAUAUUACAAUAAUAGGAGCAAAACUUUCAUGUUCAAUAUUCUUCUUAAUUCCUGCAGUUUUUAUGUAUCUGCUUGUAUUAGUUUUUGAUAGUUCUCGUAUUUGGUCAACUUAUACACUUAUAGCAAAUUUAAUUGCAUUGAUAUCUAUUUGUAUUUUAAUUGUCGUAGAUAUAUAUGAAAUAACACCAUACAAUACAAUCAAAUCAACCAAAAUCAAAAUUCUUAAAAUUCAAUUAGCUGCAGCAAUAUUAAUGUUCUUUUUUCCAUUCGGAUUUUUAGCUGCUUAUAUUUAUACAGUAUUUGUAACACUUUUUCCUCUUCAUUCAUAUACACAUUUAGUUUAUCCAACUUUUUCUACUCUACCAAUGUUUGCUACAUAUUGA